This is a messenger RNA of Zygotorulaspora mrakii, 378 nucleotides long. Its product is annotated as putative short-chain dehydrogenase/reductase. Bases 1 to 378 code for a protein of 125 amino acids. The record is from RefSeq and is a predicted model, not a curated record. NCBI's taxonomy places the organism in Eukaryota, Fungi, Ascomycota, Saccharomycetes, Saccharomycetales, Saccharomycetaceae. The transcript has a single exon.
AUGAAAGCUCAUAUGAACACGGUGGCUGGUAAUGAGGCUCUUGUCUUGAACAGCGCACAAGAAUAUCCCGGUAUUAAUUUCUAUGGCUUGAACCCUGGUUUGGUAAAAACCAAUAUACGCAAUAAUCUACUGGGAGAGAAUUCGUGGAAGUCGUGGAUUCUGGAGUAUUUUGUUGGUCUCUUUACCAAGACAGCAGAUCAGUAUGCUUUGAGAAUUGUUCCCUUGUUAAUUGCUCCUGAGCUUGAGGAACGCAGCGGAACGCUUUACAAUGACAAAGGUAAUGCGAUAUUACCAUCUGAAGGAAUGACAGAAGAUUAUGCAGCUCGCUACGUCAAAGCUUCGGAAGAUCUGUUGAGGAGCAAAGACAUCAUCGAAUAA